AUGAGUCGGUAUAGCAGUGGCUCCACGAACACGGGAAGCAACCAUUCCCAGAUAACAGAACUAUUUGUUAAGAAAAUACUCGCCCACCUCGAUGAUACAGAUCCACAAAAGUUAAAUCAGUUCCUCACACUUUUCAACCCAAACAAUGGCAAGAUAGUUUUCAACGCUGCACCUUUCGCAAACCUCUCACUAUUCUUACAAACAUGGCAAACUCAAGUGGUACAGACACAACACGCAUUGACUGCCAUCGACUAUCACGUGAUACCAGGCUCCCAAACUCUAAUAUGCAAUGUCAACUGCAAAGUACGUUUCGAUGAGAGUGGGAGAGACAAGAUGGGACUAGAUGCCACUGUACAACAAAAUCAGCAGCAACAAAAUAGAAAUAGACCCGCCAGUAGACCACUUUGGGGCACUUAUUUCGGAGUCUCCUUACAACUAGUCAUUGACGAACGAAUCUUUGCCAACGAUAUGAACGGAGUAGUAUCAGCAUUCAACUACAACAUGGUCUACAAACCGGACGACUCACUUAUGAGAAUACUAUAG
Messenger RNA from Torulaspora delbrueckii, 543 nucleotides. RefSeq names its product Mtr2p (gene MTR2). The transcript has a single exon. NCBI's taxonomy places the organism in Eukaryota, Fungi, Ascomycota, Saccharomycetes, Saccharomycetales, Saccharomycetaceae. Bases 1 to 543 code for a protein of 180 amino acids. The record is from RefSeq and is a predicted model, not a curated record.